This is a messenger RNA of Oreochromis niloticus (Nile tilapia), 2240 nucleotides long. RefSeq names its product actin, cytoplasmic 2-like. The coding region runs from base 79 to 1206 and encodes 375 amino acids. The transcript is spliced from 7 exons. The record is from RefSeq and is a predicted model, not a curated record. NCBI's taxonomy places the organism in Eukaryota, Metazoa, Chordata, Actinopteri, Cichliformes, Cichlidae.
UCAGAUACUAAAUCCCACUGGAGUGUAUAGCGCUUACUCCCAGUCCUCCUACACUGAAUACUCUCCCUCACACAGAAAAUGGAAGACGAAAUUUUUGCAGUUGUCAUAGAUAAUGGAUCUGGUAUGUGCAAAGUUGGCUUUGCAGGAGAUGAUGCUCCACUUGCUGUGUUCCCCUCCAUUGUUGGACGCCCCAGGCAUCAGGGUGUAAUGGUUGGUAUGAGCCACAAAGACAGCUUUGUGGGUGAUGAGGCACAGAGCAAAAGAGGAAUCCUGACUCUCAAGUACCCCAUUGAGCAUGGUAUUGUUACCAACUGGGAUGACAUGGAGAUGCUCUGGCAUCACAUCUUUUACAAUGAGCUGAGAGUUUCCCCUGAGGAGCAUCCAGUCCUGCUCACAGAGGCCCCCCUGAACCCCAAGAUAAACAGGGAAAGGAUGGCACAGGCCAUGUUUGAGACCUUCAACACUCCUGCCAUGUAUGUGGCCAUCCAGGCAGUGCUGUCCCUGUACGCCUCUGGUCGUACCACUGGUAUUGUCACAGACUCCGGUGAUGGUGUGACCCACACUGUGCCCAUCUAUGAAGGUUACGCUCUGCCCCAUGCCAUCCUCAGGUUGGACCUGGCUGGCAGGGACCUCACAGACUACCUUGGUAAAAUCCUCACUGAGAGGGGCUACAGCUUCACUACCACAGCUGAGCAUGAGAUUGUACGUGACAUCAAGGAGAAGCUGUGCUAUGUUGCAUUGGACUUUGAGAGAGAGCUUGAAAGAGCUGCCUGUUCUUCGUCAUUGGAUAAGAACUAUGAGCUGCCUGAUGGACAGGUCAUCACCAUUGGGAACGAGAGGUUCCGUUGCCCAGAGGCUCUCUUCCAGCCCUCAUUCCUUGGUAUGGAGGCUUGUGGCAUCCAUGAAACUACCUUUAACAGCAUCAUGAAGUGUGACGUGGACAUCCGUAAGGACCUGUACGCCAACACUGUGCUGUCUGGAGGUACCACCAUGUACAAAAGCAUUGCUGAACGCAUGCAGAAGGAGAUCACUUUCCUGGCACCCAAAAACCUAAAGAUCAAGAUUAUUGCUUCCCCAGAGAGGAAGUACUCUGUAUGGAUUGGAGGCUCCAUCCUGGCUUCUCUGUCCACCUUCCAGGACAUGUGGAUCAGCAAGCAGGAGUACGAUGAGUCCGGCCCCAGCAUUGUCCACAGAAAGUGCUUCUAGACAGACUGCCUCAACCUAUCAAAGCACACACUGCUACAAACCCCAUAGUGACUGUCUCGGCAUACAUGUCUACACCACCAGAAUGACGUAUGCCAAGCCUACACCUCUUCCAUUUUUCAUUCAUCACUCUGGGUAUGGCGCCAUGCACCCUGAUGGGGAGAAAUUCUUCCAAGUUUAUUUCCAAAAUUUAGCCCACUGAUGUUGGAAAUGUUUUUAUGAUAACACUCAGUACAUUAGUAAAUUUAUAAAUCAAGCAAAAUUCUAUUUUUUUGUUCUGCCUAAUUUGCACAACUUCUGUUUUUUGCUUCACUAUUACUUUAUUAUUACACAUAUAGUUUCACACUAAUGCUCUUAUUAACUAUCAGUGUUCUUCCCAGUGAAAUCUGGAAAAUCUACAUCUUACAGAUUGAACAAUUUCAUAAUAUAGUGAAAUGCAGAGAUUGGGUUCAGCUUCGUGAAGAUGUAUUUGACAAAUUUUGUGGUGUAAAACACAAUAUUGAACACUGAUUGAAAGUUAACAAGAAAACUGAAAGUAUGCACUGGAAGGGGUAAUCAGUCUUGAGACAAAAUGCCAUGGUUGCUCAUUUGAAUUGUCCAGCAUCAAAUUAGUCAUAAACUGAAGCAGGUUUAUGCAGCACAUCCAUAUCCAUCCAGCUAACAAAGACACACAAACUCUGAAAUCAGCAACCAAUCACAUUCCAGAUGUGUGUUCACAAAACACAAUGAGUGAUGUAGACUUCAGAAAAAUUGUCCCCUUACUAAAUGAAAACAUUGUUAUUCCCUCGCACUGAUUUUCUUGUGGGCACAGCCUGCCCGGUGUGGAAAAACUUUGCUAGUUUUAUUAAUAGCCAUCUGCUAUAAUGAAUGGAGGGAAAGACUUUAUCUUAUUUUUCUGCAAAUAUUGAUUUAUAAAGAUGAAUUAAUAGCACAAUGUAAAGGUAAAAGCCGUGCCCUAAUGACUUAAUUUUGUUUUAUGUUUUAGUACUUUUUUAUCAGCAGACUUUUCUUUUUCUUAGAGAUGCACUGUAUUUAGG